AUUGAUGAGGAUCGCUAUAGCAGUCAGCUUGCCAUGUACGGGACGGAGACCAUGAGGUGCCUCUUGGACUCGAAUGUCCUCAUCUCUGGGCUCAAUGGGUUAGGCGCUGAAAUUGCAAAGAACCUUGCUCUUACUGGAUUCAAGUCUGUCACUAUACAUGAUGUAAAGAAUGUAGAGAUGUGGGACUUGUCUGGCAAUUUCUUUUUGUCUGAGGAUGAUAUCGGGAAGAACAGGGCCGUUGCUUGUGUAGCAAAGCUGCAAGAGCUGAACAAUAAUGUUGUCAUCUCAGCUUUGACAGAGGAACUAACGACACAGCACCUGUCGAAGUUCCAGGCUGUUGUUUUCACUGAUAUAGGUCUAGACAAAGCUUAUGAAUUUGAUGACUAUUGCCAUACCCACAAGCCUCCUAUUUCCUUUAUAAAAUCUGAAGUGUGUGGCCUAUUCGGUAGCGUCUUCUGCGACUUUGGACCAAAGUUCACUGUUCUUGAUGUUGACGGGGAAGAUCCACAUACUGGUAUUAUCAGCAGUGAUAAUCCUGCACUGGUAUCCUGUGUUGGUGAUCUCGAACGAAUUGAGUUCCGUGAUAAGGUGAAGGAGCCAAAGGUAUUAUGCUUCAAGGCACUAAGAGAGGCCAUGCGAGAUACUGGAGAUUUUCUUGCCAGUGACUUCUCAAAGUGUGAACGGCCCCUUGUGCUUCACCUGGCAUUUGAAGCGCUGGAUAAAUUUAAGAAAGAGUAUGGGCGCUACCCUGCUGCUGGUUGUGAGAAGGAUGCUCAAAGUUUCCUGAAUAUCUGUGCUUCCAUUAAUGAAUCCUCAGUUGGCCGCAAGCUGGACACUAUUGAUGAGAAACUAUUCCAACAGUUUGCAAGUGGUUCUCGGGCUGUUUUGAACCCCAUGGCUGCAAUGUUUGGUGGUAUUGUUGGCCAAGAAGCUGUGAAAGCAUGCUCCGGGAAGUUCCAUCCUCUAUAUCAGUUCUUCUAUUUUGACUCUGUUGAAUCCCUGCCAACAUAUACGUUGGACCCCGAAAACUUGAAGCCAUCAAACAACCGCUAUGAUGCUCAGGUCUCUAUAUUUGGUUCCAAGCUUCAAAAGAGACUGGAGAAGGCUAAUGCUUUUGUUGUGGGGUCUGGAGCUCUUGGAUGCGAAUUCCUUAAAAACCUUGCAUUAAUGGGAGUGUCUUGUAGCAAUCAAGCAAAGUUAACUAUAACAGAUGAUGAUGCCAUUGAGAAAGGCAAUUUAAGCUCCCAUUUCUUAUUUCGUGACUGGAACAUUGGCCAGGCAAAGUCUACUGUGGCCGCUACAGCUGCUGGUGCUAUCAACCCCAGCCUCCACAUCGAGGCCCUCCAAGCCCCUGCUUGUCCAGAUACUGAGAAUGUUUUCAAUGACACAUUCUGGGAGGGCCUAGAUGUAGUCAUCAGUGCACUGGAUAAUGUCAAUGGCAGGAUGUAUAUGGGUAUGAGGUGCCUGUACAUGCACAAGCCAUUAUUGCACUCACAGACAUUUGAUGCGAAGUGCAAUACUCAAAUGGUGAUUCCUCACCUUACUGAAAACUAUGGGGAUUCAAGAGAUGCUCCUGAGAAGAAGGCACCACUUUCGUGCAUGCUUAAUUAUUUUCCAGAGAACAUAAAUCAUUGCUUGGCAUGGGCUCGUUCAGAAUUCGAGGAUUUAUUUGUCAAAUCACCAAAUGAAGUGAACUCUUUUCUGGCAAAUCCUUUGCAAUAUGCUGAAGCUAUGAGGAGGGCUGGUGAUGCUCAAGCGCGGGAAGUACUUGAGCGCGUCUCUAAAAAUCUCGACGACGAACUCUGCAUCUCAUUUCAUGAGUGCCUACGUUGGGCACGAAUGAAAUUUGAUGAGUAUUUCUCAAAGCAUGUGAAGCAGCUCAGGUUCACUUUUCCUGAAGAUGCUGCCACUAGUAUAGGUGCUCCUUUCUGGUCUGCCCCCAAGCGCUUCCCUCAUGUGCUGGAAUUUUCAGUUGAUGAUCCAUAUCAUUUGAACUUCAUCAUGUAUGCGUCGAUAUUGAGAGCGGAGUCAAGUGGCGUUUCUGUUCCCGAAUGGCCAAAGAACAGCUGUAAGCUUGCUGCUGCUGUAAAGAAGAUCCGGGUACCUAAUUUCACGCCAAAGAGAGGGUUUAAUAUUGUGACUGAUGAGGAGGAACUGAAUCAUAAAAACACGUCAGCUGGUGAUGUCGCUGUUAUUAAUUAUCUUCUUGCGAAAUUGCAUGAAGAUGUGAUUUGCCUACCACCGGGAUUUCAAAUGAAACCUAUCCAAUUUGAGAAGGAUGAUGACACUAACUUCCACAUGGAUUUAGUAGCUGGAUUAGCAAAUUUGCGUGCAAGGAACUACAACAUUCCUGAGGUUGACAAGUUGAAGGCUAAGUUCAUUGAUGGUGGAAUUGUCCCAGGUAUUGUGACCUCAUCUGCCAUGGCCACAGGCCUUGUGUGCCUAGAGCUGUACAAGGUGAUUGCUGGUGGGCACCCCAUUGAAGACUAUCGCAAUACAUUUGCAAACCUAGCUCUCCCGUUGGUUUCCAUGGCUGAACCAGUUCCAGCAAAGGUAACAAAGCAUAAGGACAUGAGCUGGACUGUAUGGGACCGAUGGUGCAUCAAAGGUAAUCUCACCGUUGGUGAACUUGUGCAAUGGUUUGCUGAGAAGGGCCUUACCGUCUCUAGCAUUUCGUGUGGCGCAUCGCUGUUGUACAACAAGAUGUUCGCAAUGCAUAAGGAUAGGCUGCCUAAGAAUGUUGUGGACAUCGCCAAAGAAGUUGCCAAGGUUGGGAUUCCUGAUCACACAAGGCAUUUGGAUAUUGGCGUGGCCUGCAAGGAUGACGAUGAGAACGACGUUGACAUUCCUACAGUGUCGAUUUACUUUCGGUAG
Lolium rigidum is the source of this 2874-nucleotide messenger RNA. Its product is annotated as ubiquitin-activating enzyme E1 3-like. Gene Ontology annotation, molecular function: SUMO activating enzyme activity. The transcript is spliced from 6 exons. NCBI's taxonomy places the organism in Eukaryota, Viridiplantae, Streptophyta, Magnoliopsida, Poales, Poaceae. Bases 34 to 2874 code for a protein of 946 amino acids. Gene Ontology annotation, biological process: protein sumoylation. Gene Ontology annotation, cellular component: SUMO activating enzyme complex; cytoplasm. The record is from RefSeq and is a predicted model, not a curated record.